AUGGCUGCACUAAGUUGUCUGUUGGACAGUGUAAGAAGAGACAUAAGGAAGGUGGACAGAGAACUAAGGCAAUUGAAAUGCCUCGACGAAUGUACACGUUGCCUCUGCGACUUAUACGUGCAUCCUUAUUGCUGUUGUGACUUACAUCCAUACCCGUAUUGCCUGUGCUAUACAAAGUGCUCACGCGUUUGUGGGUUAUGUGAUCUAUAUCCAUAUUGCCUGUGUGAUAUCAAGCUAUUCUGUCUUCAACCAUCAAUCAGAAGUUUGGAGAGGAAAGCCAUUAAAGCCAUUCUGGAUGAAAAGAAAGAACUGAUCAAGCUAAGAAGAACAACAAACAAGAUUCUGGCAGCAUCCUGUUGCAGCAGUAACUUACUAGGGUCAGUGAAUGUGUGCGGCUUUGAGCCCGACCAAGUCAAAGUGAAAGUGAAAGAUGGAAAGGUGUUUGUGUCAGCCGAACGUGAGAAUAGAUACGAUUGCCUAGGAUCGAAAAAAUACAGCUACAUGAACAUCUGCAAAGAGUUUACCUUGCCCUCGUGUGUGGAUGAGAAAGACGUAAUUUAUUCUUACGGACUGGGCAGUUGUGUGAGCAUUGAAGCCCCUUGCAACCCAUGCCUUCCAUGUGGUCCAUGUGGUCCGUGUGACCCUUGUAAUCCAUGCAACCCAUGCAACCCUUGCAACCCGUGCAAUCCGUGCAACCCAUGCAAGCCGUGUGAUCCAUGCAGUCCGUGUGACCCAUGCAAUCCAUGCGACCCGUGCAAUCCGUGUGACCCAUGCGAUCCCUGCGAUCCCUGCGAUCCUUGUGAUCCGUGCGACCCGUGCAAUCCAUGCAAUCCAUGCGAUCCGUGCGAUCCGUGCUAUCCUUGCGGAAGCCGACUUUCCUACCGGAAGAUGAUGAAGUAG
Molecule: messenger RNA, 900 nt
Organism: Vombatus ursinus (common wombat)
Lineage: Eukaryota; Metazoa; Chordata; Mammalia; Diprotodontia; Vombatidae
Gene: ODF1
Product: outer dense fiber of sperm tails 1
Exons: 2
Coding region: 1-900 (299 amino acids)
Cellular component (GO): outer dense fiber
Source: RefSeq, a predicted model, not a curated record